GUUGCCAUGGGGUACGGGGCAACUUUUGAACCCUUCCAUUGGCAUGCCACACCGAUACACAGGACAGGACCGAUCCAAGGCCUUGCAUUUUUAGCGCCACACGCUUAUUUCGAGUGGAGUGUUAAAGCACGUAUACACAGAGUGAAUGAAACAACAGUGAAAUGCAGCAUGAUACAUUUUCCACGGACAUUUUUUUUUUGUCGUUUCCGUGUGCACUGUUAUUGCAAGCAUAUAAGCCCAUAAUCGGCUGAUAAAGUUACCAGCGUUGUUGUGGGUCGACACAAAAUACAAGCCACGCUUGAACGCUUCCUGGGGCCAAAUAAGCAGCAGUUAUAUUUUGACGAGACGAUUGAAUUGCGUUGGGACCCAUUAUUGUUGACUGGAUGGUUAUCGGAGGUUUCAGAGGAACAACAGGGGUGCGAUAGUUCACAUGUUAUGACACUCGUCGUGCAUUCUACUGGUAUGUAUUCAAGUCGAAUUAUUACUCAGAAUCUGGACGCUAAUUAGUUGACAUUUUAAGGAGGAUGUUCUGAACACUUUAUGAUUAUGGGUCUAUUGUUAAUUCAUCAGGAGAACUCGGCGUUUAUUGUCAUUCGUUAAUGAUCCUUCACGUGAUCGGUGAGCUACAUAUGCACUGUGUUACUGAACACUGCAGAGCAGGUGUCGAGUCUCGCCGACUGGCAAUAAAAUGUUUUUCCUGCUGUUUAAGUUCAGAUUUGUGAACGGUAAUGGAUCAGCAAAAUGAAUAAACUAUCAUGCUCAUGAUGGUUCAGUAAGAUACGGAGAGCGUGUGGUCUAAAGUGCCGUGUACAUAACAGACCUGAAAUCAUGAUGGAUGCGGUGCAAGAGGAGGUAGCCUCGCCGUCCUGCUCAGAUGAAAAUGGUGGAGGGACUGAAGAUGAAGCUUCCCCCGCCAACGAAGACGCAGAUGAGACAGACAGCGACACGCCUAAAGAGGAGGAGGAAAAUGGGGCGGUGUGCUCCUCCCUUAAACUGGACCAUCGAAUGCAGAGGACGUUGUUUGAAUUCGAAGACGCAGACGAAGCCGAACAAGCGGCAGCUGACCCACAGAGCCUGUCCCAGAACCUGACCAAGUUCAAGGACGACCUAUGCGGUUGGGUGCCGGAUACUAGCGUGCAAUACCGGCGAACGGCUGCCGGGAAACAACCGCCAAAAGCCGGCCGGACCGGCUCCAAAUCGGACGGUGCCAGUGCCUCCUCUCGGCGAUUCUUAAACUACCGCAAUAAGUAUGGCCACACCCACCAACACACAGCUAAUAAUGUGGAGUACGAGUUUAAACACUUCGGCAACUACAAGAAGUACAGCGAGCAGUACCGGCGGUUUCACACCUGCGGAGGGCCUUUGCAGAAGCUCACACAGUCCGCAUUAGGAGGCCGGUCCCGGACGAUCUACUACGCCGGUGAUGCUACAGCAGAAGCCGGAGUUGAGGUGGGUACAUGUACCUCCAACACGAGAAGCAACUCUCAAGAACCACGGAUCGGACAAGUCAUGGCUGGACAAACGCUGCGUAGGCCACGGGUCUCAGAGAAGCCCAGCUCCACCACUCAGCCCAUCCUUUCCUACAGUGAUAUCUCGGUGAACUCUCCCCGGUACAAUCUGCUGUCCGAACCGACGCAUCACCGGAAAGCCCGAGCCUUGCAGUACCCCAGCAGCAUGGAGUGGACACACCCUCAGACCGAGACAGGUCUCGGGUACGGCUCCCAACAGCGGACUGGAACCAACGGCAGGCAAACACAAGGAGCUCAGCCCCAGGGGCAGUGGAACGUGGCCAUGAACGAUCAGACGCUGACCGUCUACACCUCCAAACCGCCCGGGAGCCUCCCCGCACCCACCCGCCCUGCUACUCCUCCCAAGCCGCACUUGCCGUUCUUUCCAAGUCAGCAGCCUCUACGACAACUCACCAAGACCAGGUCCUCCCUGACACCUCCCGGUCUGAAUCCCUCCAACGAGCUGCUCCCGAGCGGGUACUCACUGGACAGAUCUCUUGGAACCCCGGCCGGCUAUUCGACUGGAAUUUCUCGUAACCCUGCCCCUCAUCGGGACUUCUACUCACAACUCAUGCACGCCGCUCACUGCCUCAGUUUGGCAGCCAAGUCUCCUAAAGACUUCAAUUUCGAACUGCCUCGCUGGCCGACAUGCACCUCGCACACUGAAAUCAGCACCGGCACCCAACUGCACCAGACUUCACAUCCUGAGAAACCCCCAACAACUUCAUCCACAUCAUCAUCGACAUCAUCUUCAAAUGCAAACAUGCAAGUCCAAAUGAUGGGGAGAGGAGUGAGCACAUCUCCAACCCCUACCAAUCAAACUCUGAGGUCGACGUCACGGCCCUGCAAGCAGCAGCAUCGGCAGCAGCAGGAUCGACAGAAAAUCCGGAAGUCGGCUUCCAUGUACUCCAUGGAGAAUCCCACUUCUGCCACCGAAACCCACUACAUCACCAUAGAGGCGCCCACUUGCUCCCCCUUCGACACCAGGUCUGCCAAGCAGGUCAGGAGACCCAGAGACACCACAGAGGAGGUUGGGGUGAGCAAGGCCGCGUCUUACCGCGUGACUCUCAAGGAGAAAUCGGUGGUGCCGGAGAUCAAGGAGAAGACAUCGGUUGAAAUGGUGGCCGAUGCCAACAGGCCUCUGGCAGUCUGUGAAGUGACUUGGUUUUGAUGUCUACAAGUUUUGCCACUGUGCAACAGUUCUUGCCAUUUUGACGAUGGACAUGAAUUAUUAUAGUUUGAUACAUUUAUCAUGCACACCAGGAAAGAAGGCAACAAAUUCGUAUUCAAACAAUUGUGAAAACAGCAUUGUUUCUGAACAAAGCAGCAUUAUUUAACUGGGUUUUUUUUAACACAAGUAUUAAACGUUUACGUCUCUCCAUUCACAUGCUUUUUUAAAAUGGUUAGAUUCUGUUACAGCCUUGACAGAGAUCUGCACUCUAAAAGUCUUCAUAUGUCUAUGAAACUGUAAGGUGUUUUUGUGUGAAUUAUUCAAACAAUGCAAUUUCUCUGAAUAUUGAGAAGUCAUUUAUGCUGCUGUAAGCUUUUGUGUGUUUGCAUAUGAAUAUUAUUUUGUUUUGCAAAGCAGAUAGUUUGUCACCUCUGCAUUAUUAAAUCCAAGACGGCACAAGGUAUCACAUUUCCAUGAAGACAUUAGAAUGCAUGUACAAGUACUCUACUUUCCUUGCUCAAAUCCAAAAGAACAUGAUCCAGUGGCAGAUGACAGGCCGGGGGUGGGUGGGGGUGUGUUAAACCCUUCCCCACUUGGACGGCAAACAAAAGGAAAAUUAUGCAGUUAAACCAGGCAUGCAACUGGGAAAUCCCAAAAAAAGAGGAAAUUC
Messenger RNA from Patiria miniata (bat star), 3349 nucleotides. RefSeq lists its product as uncharacterized. The record is from RefSeq and is a predicted model, not a curated record. The transcript has 4 exons. Lineage: Eukaryota; Metazoa; Echinodermata; Asteroidea; Valvatida; Asterinidae. The coding region runs from base 829 to 2679 and encodes 616 amino acids.